This is a messenger RNA of Panicum hallii, 1191 nucleotides long. RefSeq names its product translation initiation factor IF-2-like. The record is from RefSeq and is a predicted model, not a curated record. The transcript is spliced from 2 exons. Lineage: Eukaryota; Viridiplantae; Streptophyta; Magnoliopsida; Poales; Poaceae. Bases 1 to 1191 code for a protein of 396 amino acids.
AUGGUGCUGGGUGAUUUCCUGAAGCGGUGGAUCGCUCCCCUGCAGCAGCAGACCAGGAUGGCUUGCAUGUACACGGGGACAAACAACUGCUGCAGGAUCGCGCGCGGGCCCGGCACCAAUUUUUCCAAGGCAGAGCUGGAGACAGCGAUCCGGGCGAUGACCGGCGAGGCGUUCAGCUUAGAGUCCUUGGUCCUCCCGAGCGGGAUCAAAGCCCUGUGCGAGGACCAGGCGUUGCAGCCCCUUCCUUCGGACGCGUCGAGCACGUCCACCAGAGCCGCUCCAGCUGGGGGGACCGGCCCCCAGCCAGUACCUUCAUCUUCCCCUGCUGGGGAGUCGGCGACAAUUCCAGCAGGGGCUCCGCCCGCGCCAGCACCAGUAACUACCGGACUCAGAGGUCUGGAGCUGGAGGCCGCCACACCUCCAAGGCCCGAAGCCGCCCCCCAUGAGGAGGCCACCGGACCUGCUGCAACGACCGAGGCGCCAGCAGCUGCAGUAGCGCCGGACGCCAUGGCGGAGCCCCCUCCAGCUAAGCUAGCAGGAGAGGAGGCUGCAGCAACAGCAGAGGCGGCAACGCCAGAGGCUGCAGAGGUGCUGGAGGCAGCGACGCCGGAGGUCGCAGAGGUCGCCAGCACCACCUCUCCACCCGCGCAGGAGGAGCCGGAGGUGGUGCUGGGGAGGCGCCUUCUCCCGAGCCCAGCGGAGAUCCCCCUCCCCCGCCUUUUUGCCAAGAGGCAGCAGGUACAGGAGGAGCUGGAGGCAGGCAUCCGCCGGGAGUGGGAGAGGCUGGAGGCGAAGCGCCUCCGGCUCUCCGACUGGGAGCACCGCCUAGGGGACGGCAUCAAGUCCGUCUCCGCCCGCUACGCCGGGGAGCGUGCCAAGCUCGUGCUGGAGCGCGGACUCCUGCAGGAGCAGUUGCAGAAGGCUCUCGACCGAGAGGCGGCAGCUGCCCAAAGGGAGAGAACGGCCGCACGGCGGGAGAAGCAUGCCAUCGAGCGGGAGCACAUGGCGGAGAGGAGGGUGAACGCGGCAGCGGACAGGGAGAAGACCGCCCUGGAACUGGCCAACCAGGCCAAGGUGGUGGUGGAGGUGACCAAGGAGCAGGAAGCUGCCCUUGCGGAAUGGGAGGCAGCCGCGGCGGAGAGAGAAAACAGGCUUGCCGCCCGUGAAGAAGAGGAGGUGACCCGGAUCUAG